This is a messenger RNA of Amblyraja radiata (thorny skate), 3647 nucleotides long. RefSeq names its product acyl-CoA synthetase short chain family member 2 like (gene acss2l). Bases 1117 to 2907 code for a protein of 596 amino acids. NCBI's taxonomy places the organism in Eukaryota, Metazoa, Chordata, Chondrichthyes, Rajiformes, Rajidae. The record is from RefSeq and is a predicted model, not a curated record. The transcript is spliced from 18 exons. Gene Ontology annotation, molecular function: acetyl-CoA synthetase activity; AMP binding.
ACUACUUGAUGCAGCCGUCCCCACAAAACGCCAAAUGAUUCCGGGAAUGCUGAGGCGAGAGGGUGAGAGAGAGAGAGGGAGUGAGAGAUCGAGAGAGAUCCAAAAGACGGGUUUGGAUCCCAACUAUGCCUCGCUGAGACUUUGCCAGAAGUUUCAAACCUACGGCCCCCUCCAGUUCGAGCCACGUGGACCAAGAUACCACGUUGUAAACAACCACGUUCGCUACUUUGACUCAGAGUUCGCGUUCCGCCACAGUCCCGCCAGCGGUUUACAGCUGUUUGAUAUCCGCUUCAGGAAGGAGCGGGUAGUGUACGAGUAGAGAGUCCAGGAGGUGAACUCCGUUUACGGCGGAGAGACGCCAGGUCUGAUGAGGGUCAAGUUCUUAGACAGUCAUUAUGGAAUUGGGAAAAGUUCCAAUGAGCUGGUGAAAGACGUGGACUGCCCUUACAGCGCCACUUUCCUCCACACUCUCCAUCUCAUGGAGACUGGAAACUGAAAAGUAGGGGAACGCCAUCCCCCUGCGUACCCCCCCAUUCCCAUCACUGCAUGUGAUGCAUCUGAUGUCCAGUGUAGUGCAAAUAUACAUGUACUGUAUCUGACAUGCAAUGUUCCUGUAAAUGUAUGUUCACUAUACCUGAUAUGCAUCGUCAUGCAUGAGUACAUGUGCUGCAAGUAAUCUAUAAUGUCCUUACAAAUGUGCAUGUACUGCAGCCAUUCAGUGUCAUGCAAAUAUGCUGCAGCUGUUGUGUGGUGGCAUGCAAAUAAGGGUGCUUUUAUUGGAUGUGCAUUUAUUCAUACAAAGACCUGGGUUUCAUCCUUACCACAGGUGCUGUCUCUGUGGAGUUUGCACACUCUCCUUGGGACCUUGUGGUUUUUCACCACAUCCAGAGAGAAUAAAGGGAAUAUCAAUGAUUGGAUGAAGACCAGGAGUGACACAAAUGAUGUUGGUGAUUUACCGGGUGCGAAGAGUGGGGAAGGCUUGCAAUUGCAGUUGGUCUGUGGCGAAGAGAAUUUUGGGGUGAUCUUGCAAAAGGGUUUUACUGGAACAGCCCCCCAACCGGUGCCAUCCUCGAUUACAAUUUUGAUGUGACGAAGGGGGAUAUUUAUGUGAAUUUCAUGAAAGGAGCAACGACAAACAUCUGCUACAACCUUCUGGACAGAAAAAAUGAACAGGGAGAGAAAAUAGCUUAUUACUGGGAAGGGAAUGAACCUCAUGACUGUUCCUUUAUCACCUACUCCCAGCUCCUGAAGGAAGUCUGCAAGUUCGCCAAUGUUCUGCGGAGUUUAGGUGUGCAGAAAGGAGAUAGAGUUGCCAUCUAUUUACCAGUGAUUCCAGAACUGAUAUAUGCAAUGCUGGCCUGUGCAAGAAUAGGAGCUGUCCACACAAUUGUGUUUGCAGGUUUCUCAGCUGAAUCUCUGUGUGACAGAAUAUUAGAUUGCCAAUGCAUAUUGCUGGUUACUGCAGAUGGUUUUUACAGAGGAGAGAAGCUGAUUAACCUAAAACAGAUUGCAGAUGAUGCUUUGGAGAAGUGUAAACGCAAAAAAGGUUUUGUGGUGAAAAGAUGCGUUGUGGUGCAACGCCUUAGCAACAAGCUGAGAAACAGCCAAGGACAAUCCUGCUGUAACAUGCUGCAGUCAUCCUGGAACUCUGAGACGGAUAUGCUCUGGGACGCCCUAAUGAAGGACGCCAGUGAGCAGUGUGAGCCAGAAUGGGUUGAUGCUGAACAUCCUCUCUUCAUCCUCUACACCAGUGGGUCCACUGGGAAGCCAAAGGGCGUGCUGCACACUGUUGCGGGCUACUUAAUGUACACGGCAAUCAGUUUUAAAUACGUUUUUGACUACCACGCUGAUGAUGUGUACUGGUGCACGGCAGACAUUGGAUGGAUUACUGGACACUCAUACGUUACCUAUGGACCGCUGGCAAAUGGUGCAACGAGUGUACUUUUUGAGGGUCUGCUGAUUUAUCCGCAUGUGGGGAGGCUGUACGAGAUGAUCGAAAAGUACAAAGUGACGAAGCUCUACACCGCACCCACUGUCAUUAGAAUGCUGAUGAAGUUCGGAGAGGAACCCGUAAGAAAAUUCAACCUUGAGUCUUUGAAGAUCUUGGGCUGUGCUGGAGAGCCCAUUAACCCUGAGGCAUGGACAUGGUACCAUGAUGUCAUUGGGAAUGGCCGUUGUCCCAUCAUGGACACCUUUUGGCAGACGGAAACGGGAGGUCCAAUGAUGACACCAUUGCCAGCUGCUACCCCUCUGAAACCAGGAUCUGCUACGUUUCCCUUCUUUGGCGUCCUCCCUGCCAUUCUGAAUGAACACGGGAAGGAGUUGCAGGGAGAAGCUGAAGGAUACUUGGUAUUCAAGCAGCCUUGGCCAUCUAUACUGCGCACAGUGUACGGGGACAACGAACGCUUCGAGACAACUUAUUUCAAACAGUUCCCGGGAUUUUACCUGACUGGAGAUAGUUGCAGGAGAGAUGUGGAUGGCUAUUACUGGAUCACAGGAAGGAUAGACGACAUGCUCAAUGUUUCAGGUCAUCUACUGAGCAGUGCGGAGGUGGAAUCAGCCCUGUCAGAACACAGUGCAGUGGCGGAGGUUGCAGUGGUGAGCCAUCCUCACCCCGUGAAAGGCGAAUGCAUCUACUGUUUUGUCACACUGAAGGAUGGAAGAGAAUUGACUCAGUCCAUUUCAGAUGAACUGAAAAACAAAGUUCGGCAAAAGAUUGGACCGAUUGCCACACCUGACUACAUACAGAAUGCACCUGGCCUUCCCAAAACCCGUUCAGGUAAAAUAAUGAGACGCAUUCUGCGGCAGAUUGCUUGCAAUGAGAAGGAACUGGGAGAUAUUUCUACUCUCAUCGACCCGACGGUUGUGGAUGUCCUCUUCAGCCAGAGAUGCCAAGCAGCAGCCUGAGGUGAUGUACAGCCAUGUCUAAGACCCAGGCCCACGGGAAAGUGAAGAGCCUUAUUUUAAUCAGGGCAUUAUACAGAUGUUAUACCUAUCUGUGUACAUUAAGAAUAAACCCUUCCUCACUCAAAAACGUCUUUGUAAAUAUUGUCUUGCAACUUAUGAUUACGACCCAAGAAAUUCCAUGGUUUGGAGAUCACUCUCCUUGAACUGGGAUCUUAUUACUUGUCUUUGCAGGAAGAAGAAUUUCCUUUCAUGAGUCCUAACAUUAACAUUUAUUCGCAAAACACAAAAUGCUGGAGUAUCUCAGUGGGUCAGGCAGCAUCUCUGGAGGGAAUGAAUAGGUGGCAUUUUGUGUUGGGACUCUUCGACGGAUAAAGAUGUGCCCUGACUCGAAUCGUCGCCUAUCCACUCCCCCCACAGAAGCUGCUUGGCCUGCUGAGUGACUCCAGCACUUUGUGUUUUGCUCAAGAUUCCAGCAUCUGCAGUUCCUACAUUUAGUAGUUUGAACUUACACUCCCUUUUUCUCUUUGUACAAUAAAGAUAAGCACGACAUUGAGGCAUAUGCAGGUUGAACCCAAGCAGGAGUCCGGGUCACGAGUAAGAGAAAACAGAGAACCAGAAAAUCAUAAAAUUAUAUUUGUUCAAGUGCCUAAAGGGCCUGUCCCACUGUACGAGGUAAUUCAAGAGUUCUCCCAAGUUUCCCCUGAUUCGAACUCGGAGAAUUACGGUAAUAGCCGCUCGUA